CGCCAUUCUGCCAGCAUCGCCCAUGGAGCCGGUGUGGGAGACGGCCAGCGAGCGGAGCGGCGUUGAUUCCCUGUCCAGCGCCGGCGGCACGACGGCGACGGAGGCGCCCGAGGAGGAUGCCGGCGGGGAGGAGGUCGUCAAGGUGUUCGUGGCGGUGCCGGAGCAGCACAAGAACGGCAAGUCCACGCUCGCCUGGGCGCUCCGCCACCUCGCCGCACUGGCCUCCGACGGCAAUGCCGGCGCCGUGGUGGUGGUGGUCGCGCAUGUCCAUGCGCCGGCGCAGAUGAUCCCAGUUAUGGGAAGCAAGUUUCACGCUAGCAAGCUGAGACCAGAACAGGUGAGUGCCUACAGGCAGUACGAAAGGGGCAAGGUGAACAAGCAUUUGGACGACUACAUCCGCCAGUGCUCCAAAAUGAAGAUCAAAGGUAAGAAGCUUGUUAUCCAGAACGAAGAUAUCGCCAAGGGGAUCGCGGAGCUUGUUUCGAAGCACGGCGUCAACAAGCUCGUCAUGGGAGCAGCCGCCGACAAGCACUACUCUAGGAAAAUGAUGGCUCCCAGGUCCAAGACGGCACUUGCAGUUAUUCAACAGGCUGACCCGUCGUGCAAGAUUUGGUUCGUAUGCAAGGAGCAUCUGAUUUCCACUAGAGAGGCUGGUGCUGUCAGAAGCCAAAUACCUCCUUUAUCUCUAGUAUCCGCACAUCCAAACCGACAUGCAGUCAGGAAUGGGGUUGAGGGCUGCAUCCAGAGGUCCCUUUCCGAAAAACUAUCACCGCUGUUGGUGCCUUGUCGAUCAGCCAUGCGAAGAACGUUUAGCAUUCUGAGCAUGGAGGACAUCUCCGUGGGUUCCUGGGACAGCGGCAGAAGAGGUAGCUUCCCGAGCUCAUGCCGCGAGGAAGCAUCCAGCCAUUCUUCCAGCUCAUUCGAAUUGCCAAUAGAUGAUGUCUUUGCUGUCCAUCAAAACACUGCACCGUGCCAUGAUCAGGUCAAAAUUUCUGAGGAUGUGUCCAAGCAGACUAGGGAAGUUGAUGAGGCCAUAGCCAAGGCAAAUGAGGACAUGAAACUGUUGAAGCAAGAGAUGGAGGCAAUGAGACGCAACCGUGAUGAUGCCGUCGAGAAGCUCUCUGAAGUGAAAGAAGAAAAGGAAGAGAUGGUGGCAGCGAGCAGAUACCUCGUUGACUCGCAGCGGGUGAGGCUUCAGCAACUAGAGGAUGAAAGGGACACUGCCCUGGAGCGUGUGGAAGAGAUCCGCAGCAUGGCUUCAGGCUUGAAUUUGGCAUUGUUCAGCGAGUUCUCUCGGUCGGAGUUGCGGCAGGCGACGAGGAACUUCAGUGACACAAUGAAGAUUGGCGAAGGUGGGUUUGGGUGUGUGUACAAAGGUGUGUUGCGCAACACCACGGUGGCGAUCAAGAUGCUCCACUCUGAAAGCUCUCAAGGGAAGUCACAGUUCCAGCAAGAGCUUUCUGUUCUAAGCAGAGUGAGGCACCCAAACAUCGUCACGCUGAUGGGCUGUUGCCCGGAGGCUUCAGGUCUCGUGUACGAGUUCCUACCAAACGGAAGCCUCGAGGACCGCCUCGCCUGCCGAAACGAGACGCCGCCACUGUCAUGGCAGGCCCGCACGAGGAUCAUCGGCGAGAUAUGCUCCGCGCUCGUUUUCCUCCACUCCGGCGAGCUCAGCCCGGCCAUCCAUGGCGACCUCAAGCCGGCCAACAUCCUCCUGGACGCCAACCUGGUCAGCAAGCUCGGCGACUUGGGCGCAUCCCGCCUCCCCACCAUGACCAACCCCGGCAGCACGCCAUACACGGACCCGGAGUACCUGACUACCGGGGAGUUGAUGGCGCGCUCGGACGUGUACUCCCUGGGCAUCAUCAUGCUCCGUCUGGUCACGGGACAGCCGCCUCUGGGCAUCGCGAGGAAGGUGGAGGACGCGCUGGAGAAGGGCGAGAUGGAGACGCUGGUGGACCGGUCGGCCGGGGAGUGGCCGUUCGAGCAGGCCGAGAAGCUGAUGCUGCUCGGGCUGCAGUGCGCGGAGGUCAGCAGGAGGAGGCGCCCCGAGCGAAUGAGCCAGGUGUGGAGGGUGGUCGAGCCCCUGGCGAAGGCGGCCUCUGUGUCACUCGCAGCACAAUCUCUUGCGCCGGGUGAGAGCAACCCGCCAUUCUACUUCAUCUGCCCAAUUUCCCAGGAGGUUAUGAGGAACCCUCACACCGCGGCAGAUGGUUUCACCUACGAGGCGGAGGUGAUCAAGGGAUGGCUCGACAGCGGUCACGACACGUCCCCCAUGACAAAACUGGCCCUCGCGCACCGGCACAUCACCCCGAACUAUGCUCUUCGUUCUGCCAUCGAGGAUUAUAUGAAGCAGCACCAGCACCAGGGCAAGCCGCCACCACAAUCGGUUCGGUCAGAUCGAUGAUAGUGCUGUUGUCGCCGGGAUUUCUGUCCAGUCAUUGUUGAGAAGUCUGCUCCGCUCUUGCUGUAUAUAUUAGUUGUCUAAUCUGCAUCCAACUGGUUUUUAGUUUGGCAUCAGUCAGGUUUAGUCUAUCAUAUCGUGUAAGAGUAGACAGCAACACAAAAUCAUCGGGAUUUCUACCAUUAAGCAUGUGGCUGUCUACUGUCUAGGCCUUAUCCCAAUGUUUCAUUUCUGUGAGAUUGGCGCAACCACUAUCAGCAAUGGAAACAAAAUAAAAACACCCCAAACUA
Lolium perenne is the source of this 2694-nucleotide messenger RNA. RefSeq names its product U-box domain-containing protein 33. Lineage: Eukaryota; Viridiplantae; Streptophyta; Magnoliopsida; Poales; Poaceae. Gene Ontology annotation, molecular function: ATP binding; ubiquitin-protein transferase activity; protein kinase activity. Gene Ontology annotation, biological process: protein phosphorylation; protein ubiquitination. The record is from RefSeq and is a predicted model, not a curated record.